Molecule: messenger RNA, 5410 nt
Organism: Ostrea edulis (European flat oyster)
Lineage: Eukaryota; Metazoa; Mollusca; Bivalvia; Ostreida; Ostreidae
Product: transient receptor potential cation channel subfamily A member 1-like
Exons: 28
Coding region: 538-3870 (1110 amino acids)
Molecular function (GO): protein binding
Source: RefSeq, a predicted model, not a curated record
AUAACCGCUUGGACUGUUAGGAAUACAAAAGUAAAUAAAAAUGGGAACCAAUCUGCUUGAGAAGGAUGGUGUAACUUAAAUUUCUUUCGAGAUUAUUUCCAUCAACUAAGCAGACUCAUAAUUUAAGCUGCACUUCAUAGAAUAUGCAAUUCUUAGAAGAUAUAGCUCAUCAGCAGACCUGGCUUUCAUGUCAUGUUGACCAAGGAGAAAGGAAAACUUAGUUCAUUGGAUUUUGAAGCAUGAAUAUUAUUCCCUCGUGUUUUUUUCUUCUUAAAAUCAUGAUGAGAUGUAAAUACUGUAAGGUUGUACUUAAUCAGCAGACCUGGCUUUCAUAUUAUUCCCUCGUGUUUUUUCUUCUUCUUUUUAAUGUAAAUGUUGUAAGGUUGUACUUCAUCAACAGACCUGGCUUUCAUAUUAUUCCCUCGUGGUUUUUUCUUCUUAAUGUAAAUACUUUAAGGUUGUUGGGAUACUACAUGUAAAUACAAUGUACAUUGAUGAAAGAAAACAUUAUUGCAGCUAUCUGUUGACGAAAGCUUCAUGACAACCAUGGAUUCUCUGACCAAUGGCAAACUACGUCCCGUUGUGGGGGUAUCCAUUGUUUACCCAUUCUACAAGAGAGGGGAAAGCGUGACAGAAAAAGCACUAACGGACAAAUCGGUUUGGCAGGCGGUACGAGAUGGCAGUGCCGAAGAACUGGAUUGGCUAUUGACAGAACGCCCGGAACUGAAGGGAGAAAGGGAUUUCCAUGGAAACACACUCCUCCUCAUAGCUGCCAAGUACAACCUCAUUCAGUCAGCACGCGUGUUGAUAUCACAUGACGUCAAUCUCAAUGAGAAAAAUAGGAAUGAUGGAAUAUCUCCUCUUCACGAAGCUUCCAAGUACAACUCUGUGGAUGUCGGUCAUCUGCUGAUAGAAUCAGGAUGUGACGUCAUGAUACGUGACAACCAGGAAAAGACACCAUUACAUCACGCUGCGAGAAGAGGUCGAGUUCAGAUGGUGGAGCUUUUGUUGAAUGCUGGGAACUCUUACAUCAAUGCUACAGACGAAGAUAAAUUGACCUCUCUUCACGAAUCCAUCCUCCAGAAGCACGAGGACACAGCUACACUGUUGAUAAAGAAUGGGGCUGAUGUCAUGAAAACAGAGAUAAACGGAACUACACCUUACAUGUUCGCAUCUGCUGUGGAACUAAUAGACGUUAUGAACAUGAUUUGGAAAACAGUGUACCUACAAUAUGGAGGACCCCGCAGUCUGGUGAUGGUUAACCAGAAGGACAUGUGGGGAAACACCGCUCUACACAUGGCGGUGGACAACCAGUGUCUAAAGUCUCUUCAAGAAAUCAUCAUGCACGGUGGCGAGCUAGACACUCCAAAUGAAUCGGGACAUACACCUCUUCACAGGGCGGCGAUCUGUGUCGACCUUGAGAUAACAGAGAUAUUGUUGUGCAAUGGAGCAACCGUUGAUACCCGGGACAAGGAUUCCUUUACUCCCUUACAAAGAGCUUGUUUAUACAACCGCCAUGAAGUGAUCUGUGCAAUUAUGAAGAAAGGCGGCGAUUUAAAUAAGAAAACAAAGGAAAUGAUGACACCUCUAAUCCUAGCCUGUUGGAAAGGUCAUCUAGAAACGGUGGAAUUUCUGUUGACUAAUGGAGCUCAAAUCGCAGCCGUGGACAAUCUCAUGAAAAACGCGCUUCACUGGACCGUGCAAAACGGUCACUUACAAGUUCUUUUGUACCUCCUGAAGAAAUGCGACAGCGUUAUUUUGGAGACCCUGGAUUUUGCGGAGCAGACGAUCACGCAUUAUGCAGCAAAACUUGGAAACAUAGCGAUUUUACAAGCCCUGAUACAGCAUGGCUGCAAGUUGGAUAUUCGUGACAUGGACGGAAGGACUCCUAUUCACAUAGCAGCUGAACACGACAACGAGGCUGCAGUAGAGGUUCUGUAUCACUCGAGCAACUCGGAACUGAACGAUGGCGAUUCAGACGGACAGACGCCGCUAUCGCUGGCCGUCAGAGAAGGGCAAUAUAAUACGGUCAAACUGCUUUUGUCUCUAGGCGCUGACAUCACACACAGAGAUGAAAACCUCUGUACAGCAUUGACUGUUGCAGCCAAGGAAGGUCACGUGAUGAUCAUAAAAAUUCUGUUAGUGCACUACGCCGACAUUAACGCCACUGAUAAAAAUAAGAAUACACCACUGCAUUAUGCGUCUAGUAAGGGUCACGUGGAUUGUGUUCAGUUCCUAUUGGACAGAAAAGCUGACGCAAUAGCUAGAAAUAGCCGUGGACAAUCUCCACUGGAUUUAGCCAUAAAAAAUAGACAUUCAGACGUAGCUGUAACAUUUAUGCAAUCAAAAGGAUGGACGGAGAUUAUUGGUUCUCGAGAUGCUAAUGGUAAAAAUCCCGUAGAUUCUAUGAUUCGAAAGUGUCCCGAGGCAUUUUUGCUAGUCAUGAAAAAUUCCAUGCAGACACAGGGGAAUAUUCCAGACAGUGUGGACUUCACCCAGAAAUUCGACUUCCGUUUUAUCGACCCUGGUCCGGAAGACCUCAUGUCAAGGAAUCGAAGAUAUUUUGCAUAUGAGACCAUGGUGAAGUACAACAGGGAGGAGUUACUAACACAUCCACUAGUUCAGCAAUGUUUACUGCUUAAGUGGAAAACAUUUGGUCGGCCUGUGUACUACAUGGACGUCAUCCUAUUUGUACUAUACCUCGGGAUCAUCAAUAUUUACGGCAUCUUCAUGCCAAAAAUCUCCACAAAUCUCCUAGACAGUGUCCGUCGGUGUCCAAUUACUCUGAACUCUACCAUGCUGCAAAAUCAGACGGUGGUGGACGAUUAUGUUCAGAAUGGGCAGAUUUCGAACAUCAAAAUAGAAAGCACUGAUUUUACAGUCCUUAUAACUUCUUUGUUUGUUGUGGUGGUUUUGUUUUACAUCAGAGAACUCAUCAGUCUUUAUGCAAAGAGGUGGCGGUACUUCCUGUUUCCUUUUAACUACGUUGCCUUGGUGAUGUUAGUGGGAACCUCUCUGGCCUUGAACCCUUUCAACUACAUCCCGUGUGAGCACCAGUGGAGGGCUGCGUGGAUCGCUACAUUAUCAGCCUGGAUCUGUCUCAUCUCUAUUCUCAGGGGACUGGACGUGGUCGGAAUAUACUUUGUCAUGUUGGAGCAAGUGUUCAUUUCUUUAUUCAAGAUAUCUCUGGUACUGGUCGUUUUUGUAAUCGCUUUUUCCCAAGCAUUUUAUAUCACCAUGUCACAAACUGCGGGAUUUCAGCCAGGCGAGUUCUUCCCGCUGACUGUGCUUUCUAUGACAAUCGGAGAGAUAAACUUCAUAGACAACUUUAUGAGUGGUAGCAAUGCAGCGUUCUACUACGACAAUCUCAUCUUGUUUUUUCUCUUCGCUCUGAUCAUGCCGAUUUCUCUCAUGAACUUGCUGAUCGGGGUUGCUGUUGGUGACACGGAAGCUGUUAAAAAGAAGGCCUAUAUGACCAGAUUGUCCAUCCAGAUAGACUUCUUGAGCAACACAGAGACAACCUUCCCCAGAUCUCUUCAGAAAAGAUUUUAUAAACGAAGCCACACCGUUAUGCCAAACAAGAACAUGCAUUCAAAAUUUAAUAGGUUCUGUAAAUAUUUGUUUGGUGAACGUCCAAAGAAUCAAGCGUUUAUCAGCAAAGAAAGGCCAGACUACGUAACAGAAAAUGUGAAAAAGUUACAGGAGGAAAUCCGAAGGACCAAAACACAACUUGCACAGGCGACAUCACUUCAGAAACAGUCUCUGGAGUUAUUGAAGCAGAUGUGUGAGCAGUUACAUGUCCGUUAUACCCUGGAUAAUGUCUCUCUGGCAGAGUCUCACAGGACGGAAAUCCACAGCAGGAUUGAAUAAAGAAUAAAUGUUGUCUAUUGAUAGCUACCGAUGGCGAAUGGCAAUCUAGUGACAAUAUAUGAACAGUUCCUGGUCUCCAGGUAGCUUCUAACAUUGUAUUAACAAUGUUCAACCAUUAUUACUUCAUAUCUAUUUUUAUCUAGUGUCAAGUGCUGGUGUGAUUUUACUCAUUGAUCGUGAUUUAUAAUGUUAAAGCAUGUUGUUAGAAUCAGUGUUGUAUGGUUGUAACUUUCGCAUUGUCAAAGUUGUUUAACGCAUACAAACAUAUUUACGGCCAUAAAAUGUUCAUGGAUAGUGCUCCUCAUAUCAUUUUAUUUCAUAUUUGGCGUUUGUUUCUGAAUAUACUUUGUUACUCAUGUUCUUUACGCAUGCGUGCGAUAAAAGGGUCAGAUGUCAUUCUUUUGCCUUAAUGUAUACGGGAAAAUUCUACCAUCUCCUUCUCCUCCACUAUCUUCGACACUCUUAAGAAUGUGGCAUGGCGGGAAUUGCCCCAUUUUUGACACGCGUAAGAAUGUGGCAUUUAAGAAUUUCUCUAUAUGACAUUAUAAAUUUUUUUUUUUUUUUAGAUGUUUCAUUUUCUGAUUACUGUAUCGGUUUUGACUUGUAAAUCUUCUAACGUUAUCUACGGUAUCGAGUGUAACCUAUGUGGGAGAAACUAAGGGUUCACUUCAUAAAAGAAUAUCGAGGCACCGAUUUCAAAUAGAUGAUCACGGUAACCAACUUCUUUACAAGUAUUUCAAUUCUCCGGACCACUUCAUGUCGUGCAUGAAGGUCAGGAUUUUGGAAAAAAUUCACCAUCACACAAAUAGUUCAACAUUUAGCACCCUUUUUCGUAGACAACGAGAAGAUCACUGGAUCAGGACUCUGGGUACUGCAUUUCCAUAUGGAUGCAACGAUAAUGUAUAUGAUGUGGGAAAUUUGACUAGUCCACAAGGAAAUAAUGUGAAUGUGGUGGGGCUCUUCUCAAUAUUUCAAGACGGAAACGCAGUCAUGGACAUCGUUCAUAUAAAAGACCAAGUAUCAGACAUGGGGUCAAUUACAUUCAAAGUAAUCGAUUAUAAUUACAGAUUACAUUGAAAUUUAUGAUUACAAUUACAGUUACAAUUACAUCUAUUUUGAAAUGUAAUUGAUUAUAAUUACAAUUACUUAGAAAAGUAAUCAAUUACAAUUACAGAUUACUUUUAGAUACUUUUGCUGAGCAAAGCUUUAUCUUUACUACCGCAAGGGUCCUACAAUUGAAAACAUAACAACUGUAAACAUUUUUUAUCAUAACUUUAUCUUAAAGUUAUCUUAUUUAGCUGUUAUUUGUCUCAUAAUUAAAACCCACAUAUUAUAAAUAUUCCAGGUGACAUGUCACACUCUAGGGAACUUAAAUAAUAGCACCCAGUUUUCAGUGCACAAGUCGUUUGUUUAGUAUCUGUCAAUUAGUAGAAAUUCACCUGUAGAGAUCAAGUGUAUCUAAACUGAAUUCCAAGAAAGACAACCAUGAGGUUUCUGUUUCUUUUUCAUUAAUGUAAAUAAAAGGUGUAUAAAACCUUCA